Siniperca chuatsi (mandarin fish) is the source of this 2694-nucleotide messenger RNA. RefSeq names its product glycerophosphodiester phosphodiesterase 1-like. NCBI's taxonomy places the organism in Eukaryota, Metazoa, Chordata, Actinopteri, Centrarchiformes, Sinipercidae. Gene Ontology annotation, molecular function: phosphoric diester hydrolase activity. Gene Ontology annotation, biological process: lipid metabolic process. The record is from RefSeq and is a predicted model, not a curated record. Bases 251 to 1246 code for a protein of 331 amino acids. The transcript is spliced from 6 exons.
AUUAUUAUAUUUUUUUAUUUAUUUAUUAAACUUGACAUUGAGAUAGCUGCGUCGCUACCUCUCCUCCGUCCUCCCAUCCAUCCUCUGCACAAACACGAAGUGAAACAGCUUCUUCCCGGUCAUCUGUGUGACCCUCCACCAUGUAGUCACCUGAGUGCUGACAGCAGAGCUCCAUCCAUGCCGUCGACGAUUCUUUCAUCCUCCGGUCCGAUCGUCACAUAGAUAGCCUAUAUCCCGUCCUCCGUCCAUCAUGCUGCAGAUCGGGGAUGAGGUGGUGUAUUUCUCGGCGGUGUUUCUGCUGGUGGUGCUGGGGACAAGGAGCGCCGCGGGGGCCUCCCUGCUCACCAUAUUCCUCUACGUCUUCAUGGUGAUGUUCCGGUUUCCUCCGGUGCCAGCGGAGCAGGCCGGCCGCGUCCUUCGGCCCAGGGCUCCAUCAGGCGGCGUCCCGGUGGUGGCGCACCGCGGAGGCAGCCACGACGCUCCGGAGAACACCUUGGCAGCGAUCAGAGAGGCCAGUAGGAACGGGGCAACUGGAGUGGAACUGGACCUGAGUUUCACAGCCGAUGGCAUGCCCGUACUGAUGCACGAUGAGACUGUGGAUCGCACCACCAACGGCUCUGGACCAGUUAGCAAACUGCAGUUUGUCCAACUUAAGAGACUAGAUGCUGCUGCUCGACACAGGCUGAAGGACAAGUUCAGUGGACAGAAGGUCCCGACUCUGCAGGAGGCAGUGGAGGAAUGCAUCAGACACCAGCUGACCAUCUUCUUUGAUGUUAAAGAUCAACCUGAUAAGGCUGCAUCAGUGCUACAUGAGAUGUAUAAAAAGUUCCCUGUCCUUUACAAUUCCAGCAUUGUUUCCUCCUUUGAACCCAAAGUCAUCUACAAGAUGCGUCAGACUGACCCCAACGUGGUCACGGCUCUCAUCCACCGGCCCUGGAGACUGAGCCGCUUUGGCGAUGGCACUCCUCGGACCCUGUCAACAUGGGGUCAGAUGUGGACGGGGGUUCUGGAUGUCUUAUUGGACUGGGCCCACCACCACAUACUGUGGAAACUCUGCGGUGUCUCUGCCAUCCUCGUGCAGAAAGAUUUCAUCUCACUGGACUAUGUUCAGUACUGGGCAGAGCGAGGUGUGGAGGUGGUGGGCUGGACUGUUAACACCGCUGUGGAGAAAGACUACUACCAAAACCUGCUGAAGAUUGGCUACAUCACUGACAGUCUGCUAGAAGACUGUGCUCCUCAUUACUGAACGAUCACACACAUAUACACAGAGUGGUUUGAGACAUGCAGGGAUGACUGAAAUCUCUCCUGUUUCAAACUUGUAAAAGAAAACAUUUUACAGUUUCUUAAUGAACAAAUUAGAAGUUGGAAACUCCUUGGUGAGACAAAAGACGACAUAAUUACCAUAAUUACUACAUUUCCCAGUUUCCUGUCCUUUCAAAGAACAUAAAAUACUGAAAUAUGUAGAUUAAGUUAAUUAUAAGGUGGAAGGAAGCUAGAAAUUUGGUGCUAACUAGCUCUGUAGUGGCAAUUGAACAACCCAAGCUUUAUAGAAAUGAUUUGCUGUAGAGGUAAGAAGACCUCAUUACCUGUAGCUGGCAUACAGGUAAUUUCUCUUUAAAUCUACAGACACAUUAAACCAUGAAGACUUAACUGUAUACUUCCUUGUCCUACUACCAGCAGUAAUACCUCCAACUCUCCUGGUCCAGGGAUUGGGAUUAUGCUACCUUAAAUAUCUUUUCUACCUUCUGUACUGAUCUUUCAGAGGCUUUGAUGCACCUUUAAAGAGACAUCAGUGUAUAUAGUUGUAACAUUAGACUUACUGGCAUCAUAUCAAUGCCUGCUACUAUGAUAUUUGUUUAAUACUGGACUGUAGAAGAUCUCUUGUUAAUAUUCUACAGCUUGACAUGAUGAUACUUGAUUGUUCAGAAACUUCUGUCUUUAAGUCGCACAAGAAAGCUUGCCACAAGACAUUAAAACGUUGACUGAUUCAAGUGUAAGAUAAUUAUGAUAAUAUCUGAUUGUAUGCUCCAAAGAAUUUCAUCCUUGAGGGAAAGUAAAUGCACCAUUGAACUGUGCCACACAGGUGGAGGGUGUGUGGUGAGUGUAGGUGUUCAGUGUGUGUAGUUCACGGCAGAGAUGAGUCCACAUAAACUCUGAAAUAUUUGUAUGAUAUAACUUCUUUAAUAUACUGUAUUAUGAAUCAUCAGAGAAGGAUAACUCUUUUUGUGAUUGUGGCUGUAGCCAGAAAUGUAAGAAAUAUUGAGGUCUUGAAUCCAAAUUCCCAUCCUAUCCGCCUAAGAAAUUGACCAGAUACCAUAAAACCUGAAUAUUUCACAUGGUAUUUAUUCAUUUAACUUUUCAGCCAUAUUUUUUGUAAAUAUAAUGGUCUCAUGCUGCUUUAAAUAAUCCUCCACACUUCUGGGAAUAUAAUUUUGGAAAUACUAAUUCCUUUCAUUUUAUUUUGAUUUAACUUAAUUCUUUGCCUGAAUUGGUGUCCAAAAUGUUUCCUUUUCUCUUGCAUUUCUCUUUCCUUUCAUUUCCUGUAGUGUUAAGAAUAAUAAGACAUAAAUCAUCAUAGGGUCAUCAAAACAGGCUGAAAUAAAUCUUAAAAAUGUAAAUCCAGUUUGCAAAUCUGCUGUAAAUCAAUAAUGCCUUUUAAGUGAAAAAUCCUAAAUUAAUACAUUUUUAAAAGUA